AUGAAGUACCCUUUAAGCAAGUUUCGGUUGACCAAAGAAAAUAGUCCAACGAUGCAGAGAAGAGGAGGUUUUGACAUGUUUCUGAAGGGGCUAAUAUGCAUUGCAAUUGUUCCUCUAUUAACCACAGUCUGCAUUGGAGGUGAGUUAAAUGAAUCGAAAUCUUUCUUUAGCUUCAUUAGAUCAGUUGAUCCCCAAAAUAAGCUAGGUACUCAAUGGAAUGAAUUAUCACAAAAUCCUUGCUUGUAUAAGUUUGAAGGUGUAAAGUGUAAUCUGCAGGCUACCUCCAUACUAGAAAUAAGGCUUGAAAAUCUGAAUCUUAGUGGGGUAAUAGAUGCAGAUGCCCUCUGCAAGCUCCAAAACCUUCAAGUUCUUAGCUUAGCGAGAAAUCUUAUACAUGGAACAAUACCAAGAUCGAUAUCAUCCUGCACAAGGCUUAGGUAUCUAAACCUAAGCAGCAAUUCUUUAAGUGGGAGAGUUCCUUGGACUCUAACCAAGUUAAAAUAUCUCAAAAGCUUGGACAUCUCUAACAAUCAUUUGACUCCCAUCAGUCCACAUAUCAAACACGAAUUCAAGCAUGUUUAUACGUAUUCCAAGGAACCAAUUGCACUAAAAAGAGAUAGUCAUUUAAACACAACAGGACAGGUUCAUGAACAACCUGCAGCAAACCCAAAUGACUCUAGUGAUUCAAACAACCUAUUGUCCACUAUACUGCCCAUAUUUCUUAGCAUUGGCUUCCUCUUCGUGUUCUUAUACUAUAUGAGAAGGAGGGAUGAUAGAAAGAAGAAAGAGAAGGAGAUGCUAACGGCUCUCAAAGAAUCGCCUCUCAAACUUCCUUCUGUUAAUGCUAUAGAGGAAGUGAAGCCGGAGGAUAAACACCAAGAGCUUGUGUUCUUUGUUGAAGACCAUGAAAGCUUUACACUAGAUGAUCUCCUAGAAGCCUCAGCUGAUUUACAAAACCAGAGCCUAUGCAGCAACCUUUACAAGGUAAUACUUAAGAACAAUACAACUUAUGCUGUCAAAAGAUUGAAGAAAUUGCAGGUGUCUUUUGAAGAGUUUGGCCAAACAAUGAGGCAGAUAGGGAACUUGAAGCAUCGAAAUAUCCUACCCCUUGUUGGCUACAAUUGUACUGAAGAAGAAAAGCUUCUGUUCUACAAGUAUCAGAACAAUGGGAGCCUCUUAAACUUUUUACAAGAAUACAUUGAGGGUAAAAGAGACUUUCCAUGGAGACUUAGACUGACUAUAGCAAGUGGAAUUGCUAGGGGUUUGGCAUUCAUAUAUCAGAGUUCCAAGGAUGAGGAGAGCAUUCCUCAUGGAAAUCUAAAGCUCUCAAAUAUAUUGUUGGGUGAAAACAUGGAACCAUUAAUAAGUGAAUAUGGGAUUUCAAGGCUUUUAGACCCCAAAAAGAAUUGCCUCUUCGCCUUCAAUGGUUAUAUUGCACCUGAGAAAUGUUUAUCAGAACAAGGCGAUGUUUUCAGCUUCGGAGUUAUCCUAUUGGAGUUACUAACUGGCAAAACUGUGGAAAAAACAGGAGUAGACCUUCCUAAGUGGGUCAGGUCAAUGGUGAGGGAAGAAUGGACUGGAGAGGUCUUUGACAAGGAGGUCACCAAAACUGCAUUGCAGUGGGCAUUUCCUUUGCUAAAUGUUGCUCUUAAAUGUGUAUCUCAUUCACCACAAGAUAGACCAACUGCAUCAGAAGUCUUAGAGAAGAUAGAUGAGGCUUUGUUUGCACACGAGGAUCGUUCAGUUUCUUCUAUGUCUUCUUGGGAAUCAGGCCACCCGGAAUGCUGUAUACUUCACAGUGUCAUACCUGAGACUUGGGACACUCCAGGAUCAAAUUAUUAGUGGCUACUUCAAUAUGUUUCGUAUUCCCUUUUCCCUUCAGCACCAGAAAUUCAGUACCGUUCGUUUGUUUAGCAGAUAGGACUUCCAUGUUAAGUUCAAUAAGACAUCCAUCUGGGCCUUUUUACAGGG
Durio zibethinus is the source of this 1971-nucleotide messenger RNA. Its product is annotated as putative leucine-rich repeat receptor-like protein kinase At1g68400. Gene Ontology annotation, molecular function: protein binding; protein kinase activity; ATP binding. NCBI's taxonomy places the organism in Eukaryota, Viridiplantae, Streptophyta, Magnoliopsida, Malvales, Malvaceae. The record is from RefSeq and is a predicted model, not a curated record. Gene Ontology annotation, biological process: protein phosphorylation.